AUGGUGAUUGAGUACGUUGGGGAGGUUAUUCGGGCGCAGGUCGCUGAGAAGCGGGAGAAGACAUAUGAGCGCCGGGGUAUUGGAAGCAGUUACCUCUUCCGUAUUGAUGAGGAUUUGGUGGUGCCAAAGAAAGGGGAUCUUCGGUCUUGGGUGAAAGAAUUUGUCAUCUACGCAAAACAGGAUUUAGGGUUGGGCGACGAAUUUACUUAUGAUUAUCAUUUCCCAUUUGAGCAAGACAAGAUUCCUUGUCUCUGCGGCUCUGUCAAGUGCCGCGGCUUCCUGAGCUAG
Messenger RNA from Laccaria bicolor S238N-H82, 288 nucleotides. RefSeq lists its product as uncharacterized. Gene Ontology annotation, cellular component: Set1C/COMPASS complex. Gene Ontology annotation, molecular function: histone H3K4 methyltransferase activity. Bases 1 to 288 code for a protein of 95 amino acids. NCBI's taxonomy places the organism in Eukaryota, Fungi, Basidiomycota, Agaricomycetes, Agaricales, Hydnangiaceae. The transcript has 3 exons. The record is from RefSeq and is a predicted model, not a curated record.